GGAACGUGCCCGGCUUUCUCCUUCAAGAUUAGAAGUCAUAGUCAUAUUUCUCAGUUGAUCCCUUAUCACUCCAACGAAAAGCGUUGCGAGGUUCAAUCCACCUCGGGCAUCAGGAUGUCUUGCGCCGUUAAUUUUUUGACCAUUGCCUUUCUUACAGUGCUGAUUGCUUUUGGCUUGGCUUUAGAAGACCGGGAUGGAAAGCCUAUGGAACUGCUGUUUCGCGGGUGGGCAGAUGCCCAAUCUCACACUCGGGACGAUAUCAGGCGCCCCGACUUGAUCAUCAGUCAUGUCCCCAUCAAUCAUCCGACCCCGGCUGUUCCAAUCGGAAACCACCCGGACUUGGUGCACAACACUCGUGACCUUCCACCGCUUCCGGGAAGCAUUCAACCCCAGAACGAAGGUCCGAUUACUGACUUGGUUGAACACGAUCAAAACUGGAACCUCCGUAGCGAAACCGCAUCAUGGCGUCGAGGAGAAAAAUCGGGGAAAACUACUGACUAUUUGACGGGGUACCAGGUGGCUAAUCCUGGUGCAUUCAACCCAAUUAGCUUCCCGAAAAUUCGCUGGCCGUUCGCCUUAGACGCGCUCCUCCCGGUUCCAACAUUCAAAAGAAGCCGAUUGAAUGACCCUUCAACCGUACAACCUGAUAUUCAAAAUGUGCCUAACUUACGUCAAAAAACAACGACACAAAUGCGUGGAAUGGAUCGAAAGAUGAAGUCAAUCACCACAAUACAAGAAACUCAAGACGGCGGCUUGUCCAGAAAAAAGCAAGUUUCAAGCAGCAGCACUUCUCGCAAGAAGGGCAAUCCUAAAAAGAAAACAGAUUCAUACCCAAUGAAAGACACCCUUACAAUUAUUUCUGAGCCCUCGCCAUCACAAGUAAAUCUCAAAAGCGUCGAAUUCAAAAGGCUUGAAUUUAGGGAGGAGGUCUUCAAAGAUGACUCCUUAUUGCCAGAUCAUCAAUUCAAAUUAGCAAGAAUUGAGGAACUAUUCAAGACCCUGAAGGCAUGCAAAAUCUAG
Messenger RNA from Puccinia graminis f. sp. tritici CRL 75-36-700-3, 1020 nucleotides. RefSeq lists its product as uncharacterized. The transcript is spliced from 3 exons. Bases 115 to 1020 code for a protein of 301 amino acids. NCBI's taxonomy places the organism in Eukaryota, Fungi, Basidiomycota, Pucciniomycetes, Pucciniales, Pucciniaceae. The record is from RefSeq and is a predicted model, not a curated record.